Messenger RNA from Cervus elaphus (red deer), 2071 nucleotides. Its product is annotated as interferon omega-1-like. The record is from RefSeq and is a predicted model, not a curated record. Lineage: Eukaryota; Metazoa; Chordata; Mammalia; Artiodactyla; Cervidae. Gene Ontology annotation, molecular function: type I interferon receptor binding; cytokine activity. Gene Ontology annotation, biological process: B cell proliferation; natural killer cell activation involved in immune response; adaptive immune response. Bases 1398 to 1715 code for a protein of 105 amino acids. Gene Ontology annotation, cellular component: extracellular region. The transcript has a single exon.
GACAGGGAGGCCUGGCGUGCUACAGUCCAUGGGGUCGCAGAGUCGGACAUGACUGAGUGACUGAACUGAACCGAACUGAACUGAAACAGCCAUAGUGGCCUGCCUCAGGGAGAUCACCCGACACCGCUCACCUGUGAUGGACUGUGACUCUGGGUGUGGCAAGGGCACAGGCGCCCUACUUGGCUACUUACCAGGCGGCCCAGAAAUUCACAUUUGGGAAGGGCAGAAUCACAGAUAGGCGUGACAUCUUUGUUUGCUGACAUGACAUGAGAUAUUCCAUUUCACACACCCAUGAAAUGAUUGUAAGGAAGUUCAAUUAACAUAUGCCCCUACCUGAGGCUUACUAAACAUUCUGGGAGAUAUUUACAGGAAUUAAAAGGUCCUUUUCUUUGUUUCUUCACCUCCCCCCAAUCUCUCAUUCAUAAAAGAAUCUGACAUUCAGGUCCGGACAAAAUGGUUAUUUUGAGGCAUUAGCCUUCCAUCUUCUCAGUCAGCCAGACCGGAAUAAAGUCCCGUCCAGAUCCCCACACCUCGUCUUGGAUUCAUUGAUUUACGUUGCAGCAAGCAGAACAACUUGGACUCUGUAACAAACUCAGCAAAUUUUUGGUACUUAAUGUUUAGUAAUUUUAUCAAUUAUGGAGAGUAAAUAAAACCAACUUUGACAAAUUAAAAGUUCUGCCGCACAGAAUAAGGUAGGUCCACACAUGUAAAGCUCAGGUAUUUUUCGCAUCUGAUGGGCUCUUUCAAGAGGAAUAUGAAGAGGCAGGCAAAAGAAAAUUUAAAAAGGAAAUCUAAAAAAGUUUCCUUAAAAGUUGAUCUUAGCAUCAGGAAGAAAGGUCCAAUAUCUAUUAAUAUAUCAUUAGUUCAAAGUUACUGAGAUGAUAAGCAUUCCGUUGAAUUAGAACAUCUACUUUUUUAAUGAAUACAUUUUCCUUUAACUGUAAGGAUACAGAAGAGUGGAAACUCAUGACAGCUUUCCAGGCUCUUGAAGUGACAGGGAAGCCCCAAAUCAGGUAGUACACAGAUCUGGGAAAAUUUAGGAUAUGAAAAUUUGGGGAUUUAAUAUAUAAGAGGCGAUCCUUCAAUGAAAUGGAGGUGAAACCAAGUUUGCAGUCGCUCAUCUCAACUGGAACGCUUCCUUGUGGAACUGACCAAUGGUUCUUCAUCUCCUCAAUGAUGACACUGACGAUACUCAUCUCUAACCACAUCUCCGCCUCUGAGUCCAUGACCUGCCUCAGAGCCUUACUUAGAAAAGCAGGAGACCUUCAACAUGUAGAUCAAAUAAGGGCAAUCUCUCUCUUUCCUGCCUGGGGUACAGGAUAGACUUCAGCUUCCCUCAGGAGCAGGAGAGUGGUGGCCAGCUCCAGGAGGCCCAGGCCUUCUCUGUGCUCCACGAGAUGCUCCAGCAGAGUUUCAACCUCUUCCACACAGAGCGCUCCUCUGCUGCCUGGGACACCACCCUCCUGGAGCAGCUCCUCACUGGACUCCUUCAGCAGCUGGAUGACCUGGGCGCCUGCCUGGGGCAGGUGAUGGGAGAGGAAGACUCUGCUCUGGGAAGGACGGGCCCCACACUGGCCGUGAAGAGGUACUUCCAGGGCAUCCAUGUCUACCUGCAAGAGAAGGAAUACAGCGACUCCACCUGGGAAAUCGUCAGAGUGGAAAUCACGAGCCAAUUUCUCUGUGUUAACAAGUUCCUAAGAAAACUCAGGAAGUAAGAAGGAAGCUGAUUCUCAGUGACUCGUGUUCUCGCUCAGAUUCUUCAUUGUUCAGUCAUUUCCAGAACUGUGAUUUCUGCCUUUGCUAUGAAUUAGUUUGAGUGACAUUUGGUAUCAGCACUAAUAUUGGGAAUAUUGAUAUCCAAUUGCUUUUAGAAUUAGAGGAACUAUAUCUGAUACCCUGUGGCUGAAUCUUAUGCAAUAACAUGUUUUUGUGUGAAUGUAAUUCAUUUAUUUAUAGUAAUUAAUUUUUAUGGUACUUGUAGUUAUAUGUUCUAUUUAUAAUGUAAGAAUAUAUAAUUUUCUUUAAUAAAAAUCUACCUUUUUUGACUCAUGAAAUUUAUUUGAAGACAUGU